Molecule: messenger RNA, 2520 nt
Organism: Penicillium bovifimosum
Lineage: Eukaryota; Fungi; Ascomycota; Eurotiomycetes; Eurotiales; Aspergillaceae
Gene: las21
Product: mannose-ethanolamine phosphotransferase LAS21
Exons: 7
Coding region: 1-2520 (839 amino acids)
Biological process (GO): GPI anchor biosynthetic process
Cellular component (GO): endoplasmic reticulum membrane
Source: RefSeq, a predicted model, not a curated record
AUGGCGGGCUUCCACGGCUGGGUGAUGGUUAUCGCCAAUCUGUUGGUUAUCCUAGGCAUACUCACGUUCUCUUCAGGCUUCUUUCCUUAUAAACCGUUAAUCCCUGGACUAGCAACUUUCGAUGACACAAGGGAGAAUGCCGUACCUGCGGCCUUUGAUAAAGUCAUCUUCAUGGUGGUUGAUGCGCUACGAAGUGACUUUGUAUAUUCGAAUGACUCGGGCUUCAUAUUCACGCAGAGCUUGAUCCGAUCUGGUGCCGCGUUACCAUUCACUGCCUAUGCGAGCUCUCCAACAGUUACGAUGCCUCGAUUAAAGGCUAUCACGACCGGUUCGGUUCCAUCGUUCUUGGAUGUUAUUCUAAACAUUGCGGAAUCAGAUACUACCUCAACACUGGCUUAUCAAGACACGUGGUUGGCACAAAUAAAGGCUACAGGAGGACGGCUUGCAAUGUAUGGGGAUGAUACCUGGCUUAAGCUCUUUCCGGGGAUGUUCGACCGAGCCGAGGGAACUACAAGCUUCUUCGUGUCGGACUUCACGGAAGUAGAUCAUAAUGUGACUCGACACGUUCCCAAAGAGCUUGCCCAGGAUGACUGGUCUGCGUUGAUCAUGCAUUAUCUGGGACUGGACCACAUAGGACAUAAGGCUGGUCCUAAGAGUCCCUUCAUGAUACCAAAACAGCGCGAGAUGGACUCUGUGGUGGCGGACAUCUAUACGGCAAUGCGACAGAAAGACCAUCUCCAAUCGACACUUUUCGUUCUGUGCGGAGACCAUGGCAUGAACGAGGCUGGAAAUCAUGGUGGAUCUUCUGCUGGUGAAACAUCACCUGCUUUGCUUUUCAUUUCACCUAAGUUUGAAGACUUGGGUGGGAGAGAAAGCCCCGUGGAAUCAUUGGGUGAUAUGCAGUACUACCAGACAGUUAACCAAGCGGACAUCGCGCCGACACUAGCGGGACUGCUUGGCGUCCCUAUCCCUCUGAACAGUCUUGGUGUAUUCAUCCCCGACUUCUUAGGGAUGUGGACUCAUGGUUCCCAUAAACUUCGGAUGUUGUCUCAGAAUGCAGAACAGCUGCUAAACUCGUUAAAAACAACAUUCCCUGGCUCGACGUUCGACAGCACUACAUCGUGUGCCUCUGAAGCUACAUCUGGAAUCGAAGGUGCACAAUGUGCCUGGGCUCGAGUCCAGCGGCUUCUCUCCAUCAGGGCCGAACCUGAGGAACUCUACUCUACCGCCGGUCCCGCUAUGUUGCAGUUUUUGAGAAUCGCACAGGAAGCAAUGAGUCGUACUGCUAGUAACUACGAUGUUUCCAGACUUGUUUUGGGCUUGUUGAUCACGGGCAUUGCAGGGCUCCUUGUCUCCCCGGCCACGUACAAGGAAUGCGCCCGCCACAGACCUUCUGGGUUGUUUUUGAUGCUUGUGGUGAUCAUCUAUGGGAUAAUGACGUUUGCCAGCAGCUACGUGGAAGAGGAACAGCAGUUCUGGUAUUGGAUCUGUUCGGGGUGGAUCUUCUUCUUGCAUAUCAAAUCGGUCUCAUCUGCUAAGAUGAUUCCCAAUAAACGCUUUGGAUCGUUGGCUUCUUGGUCUGUCGUGCUUGCCAUAUCCCAACGACUCUUGCGACGGUGGAACCAAACAGGUCAGAAGUUUGCAGCUGAGCCCGAUAUUGCUCGCACCUUUUUUGCACGCCAUCCGGAUAUCUUCUGGGUUCUUCUUAUUCUCACAUACUUGGAUGCUGGGCGCUAUCUGGUCAGAAGUAUAUCUGGAAUAAUGAGGCUGGGAGUCUUGGUCCCUGUUGUGUUGGCUUUUACAUUCAAAUUGCACUUUGUGGCAUCGGAGUCUCCUGAAUUGUUCGAGGAGACGUUUAUCGCCCCAAUUGUGAAGAAAUGGCCCUAUAGUCUAUCACUGGUUUUGCAUGCUAGACUAGUAUUUUAUGGGCUUGCUGUCAUUGUCCUACUAGCACUCUUUGUCGGAAAACGGUCGAGAGUUGCUCGAGCACCGAGUGAGACUAUCCACCAAGCUUUACAUAUCUUCUUGAUGACACAGUCGCGUGCCACCAAUGUCCCCUUGUUUCUGAUAUUUCGAGUCCAGGUCGACAUUCUCUCCUCCAUGGACCUCGCAGGGAUUGAAGUGACGAUCACCACCUUAAUCUUCCAGUAUAUGACCUUCUUUGCAUUUGGCGGCUCCAACUCAAUCUCCUCUGUAGACCUCGCCAGUGGAUAUAACGGCGUCGACAGCUACAACGCACUGCUAGUGGGGAUUCUCACCUUCGCGAGCAACUGGACAGGGCCUAUUUGGUGGGCUUCACAAAGUCAUCGCCUUCGACCCAAGAACUUCGCGAAAGAGGAUGUCUCGUCAUUGCUGACCUUCCAAGUCGCCAUGUCCCUGGUCUCUGUCAUGGCUGCCUGUACUGCGCUUCGGACCCAUCUGUUCAUCUGGACCGUGUUCUCCCCCAAAUAUCUUUACAGCAUGGCGUGGGCUACUGCCAUGCACGCUGUGAAUUUACUGAUGGAGGCCGUGUUUACUUGA